Molecule: messenger RNA, 501 nt
Organism: Rotaria socialis
Lineage: Eukaryota; Metazoa; Rotifera; Eurotatoria; Philodinida; Philodinidae
Source: the annotation of a GenBank genome assembly
AUGGCCACAAGUGUCGCUGCCCCUUAUGUAUCAGUUUCGUCCUCAACACCAUCAAGUCGAAAUAACCAACGAGUUUCACAAUUGACUUCAAUUGAUAAUAAUUCUCAUCGAACUAAUGUCAAUAAAGAACCAAUGAUCAGUGUACCUUCUGAUGGUGUUCCAGUUAAAUUUGGCGAUAAUCUAUUCAGUGUUUUAAUCAAAGAUCAAGUUAGUCAACUACUUGAUCUACCACAUAUUAAACAGCUUGAUCAUGUUGAAGAAAAUGCUGUCCGAAAACUCACACACGAUAUAACUGAAAUGUUAAAACGAAUUGUUGCACAACACGUAAAAGAUAAUUAUAAAGCUAUUAUACAAGUCAUAUCGUAUCCUAAACAAGAUGAAAGCAGUAUUGUAAUAAUGAGUCGAUGCCUAUGGAAUCAUCGAACGGAUGAUGUACUUUCAGUUGAAAUCGAUACAGAUGCAUUUAAAUUUGUUAUUAUUAUACAUGGUGUUGCUGCGUGA